CCCGCGCUCUUUCCACUGUUGGGAGAAAACUGAAGGACUCGAGCUUCUUCAAUUGAGACACCUUGCAGAACGCGCGCCGCUCACGUGCGAAGGUAAAAGAAAUGCUGUUGAACACCAGCAGCGGGCUCACGAAUCAGGCGGUGGUUAUAAUCUGAAACCAGUCGGAGAGAGGAUAAAAACGAGCCAUGAAAAAACACCUGAGCCCCACGAAGCAGCAGCAGCAGCAUCAUCACCAGCAGCCGCCGCCCCCACCGACUGACAUCCCGGCUACAGGCGGCGCGGUUACCGUCCAGCAGCUCAACGAGCUCCUCUCCGACGGCAGCGGCUACUACAACCUUCCCACCCAGCACUACAAUGAGGUAUUCCCCAAGAUUUACAUCGGAAACGCGUUUGUGGCCCACAACCCGAUGCGACUGCAGAAACUUGGCGUGACACACGUCCUCAACGUGGCGGAGGGCACCUCCUUCAUGCAUGUCAACACCAGUCCGGAGUUCUACGCCGGCACUGGGAUUACGUACCACGGCAUUCCAGCCAACGACACAGAGGACUUCAACCUCAGUGCCUUCUUUGAGGAGGGGGCUGAUUUUAUAGACAAAGGAUUAGCACACCAUAACGGCAAAGGGAAGGUCUAUGUACACUGCAGAGAAGGCUACAGCCGCUCCCCGACCAUGGUUGUUGCUUACCUCAUGAUGCGCCACAAAAUGGACGCCCGGCUGGCUCUGGCAACUGUGAGGCACAAGAGAGAGAUCGGCCCCAACGACGGCUUCCUUCGCCAGCUGUGCCAACUCAACGAGAAGCUGGCGAAGGAGGGCAAGCUGAAUGGAGAGGUGGGCAAAACAAAGACCAAAUGAAAACUGAAGAGAUGUCUGAAGGACCUGUCUCCUCCUGUCACGCUGAUCACACCCUGACCAAACCAGCAACCAUCUGACAUAGCAGGGGUACAAACAUGCAUUUAUCUGUGUAAAUACUUAUCUAUCAUGUGUGCACAAUCAGUUUAAUUUUCCCAUUCUGCUUUUUAUUAGUCCACACCUCACCUCCAGGCAGAUUUUCCUGCAUAUCUCUGCUCUAAAUUUGUAUAAAUACGAGCUUACCUUCCUAAAGCAUUCCUUUAAUUCCCACAAGGUAAUAGGACAAAAACCUUGCCCUGAUUUUUAAAAUUUCCUUACAAAUUUGUAUCAAAAAGAAGAUUAUAGCACAAUCAUUCCAUAGUUUUCCACUGCCGUAAUGUCAGUGAUGUCUCCGCGACAAGGAGUAAAUUUCAAAAAGAAAAAUCCUACAUUUGAAAAUUUAUGUUUAUUGACAAAAAGUGGAUGAAGGAAAACAUUCCCAAACAUUCCAUAGAAACUAAAACUGAAAAACGAAGCCCAGACUUAGUACUCAAAACACUCAAGUUUGUAUCUUCCUGCUGCUGCCUUGUGGCAGAUGUUCAAUGCACAAAAAACUAAAUGAAUACACCUUCUCACUCUUGAAUGCAUCCAAACUCUGGCUGUAGCGUUUCACCUUUGGCCUCUAGUUUGACAGCAUUGGCAGUAAAAGUGUUGAUACACCAAGAACCAGUAAAGGUUGAGCUAAUUAAAAAUAAUAAGCCAUGUGCAAAUGUGACAAGUGUUCCUUUUAGUUGGAUUGUGAACCAAGUUAGUCUCCAUGGUAAAAAGGUAAAACGGAACUAUCUAUAUUCAUUUAAAAAUGAGAUUCUAUGAGUAAAAAUUCAUUUCCUCUAGCUGAAAGAAAUUCUCAGCUAUAUAACCUCACAUUUAUGUUUUUAUGUGAAAAAGUUUUUUGUUUGCACAGGUAGAUAAAUUAAUCUCAAAACUAUUUUUAGCACUAGAAGGAGGUUUCAGGUUUGCAUUUUUAGUCCUGUAUAAGAUCCCUGUAAUAAAUCAGAAAUCAGAGCUGAAUGAUAUAUAAAUUCACUGGGGUAUAAAUUUUUCCCUCAGUAAUCACUGUUGUACUGCAGUAACCAGAGCUAAUUUAAAAAUGCACAGUUUAUUUAAAGGGAAAUCUCACUGUUUAUUAUAAUUUUUCUUCUUUGGCCUCUUAUGAUGUUGCUCAAUCAAAUUGGAGUAUUAUUCCUUCUUUUGAGUAACUUGGACCUAGGUUAAACUGGUUUGUGUUACUCAAAGUGCAAAAAUAAGAGACUAUAAUGAUCAACUGCUAAGUUUCUGUCCAAAUUUGUUGUGACUUGUUUUUAGAGACCAGAGGCCAUUAAGGUUUAACAGGAUGAAAGGAAGUAUCUUCCUCUGUUGGACUUUAGUAUUAAUCUAGAGCUUGAAUCUUCUCAUGUUUCAUUUUAGAAAGAAUGGACUUAUGUUUCUUACAGAUAGAUUUUGUGCAACUUCAAACACUUUGGAAGAAGUAAAUGGUAAGACCAAAACAUCUACUCAACUAAUAAGUGGAUUAGAUUUGACACAGCAAAUUACUUGUGUGAAAGUUUAACCUUAUUCGGGUUUUAAUGUAUAAAAAACCAAUUCAGUAGUGUUUGCAGUCAAAUGUUUCCUUUAAUAUUAAUAUGCAAUAGACCAGGACAUCAUCUGCAUUGCUAUAAAAGGAAAUCUAAUCUUUCCUAAAAGCAGACCCUUCUUCUCUGAUCACACUGCACCAACAGGAAACUGAAUGUGCACAACAUCCAUAUUUUCAAAAGAAUUCGCUACUGACAGGCUAGAUUUUCUUUAAGGUACUGCUUUAUUUCUAAAUAUACUCAUACAUUUAUAUAAAUAUAUUUGGGAAUAUUAGCAAUUGGAUACGUUAGGUUGAUUACUGGACAAUACACAUUAACGUAGGUAAUCAAAACCUAACUACACUAAAUACACCAAAAUAAGCAAAAAUUAUAGCUUCUCUGUACUUGGUGUAUUCACCCAUUGUAGAACAAAUCUUAUGAAAAUAUCUGGAGACAAAAAAAAGUGAAGCAGUUUUAACUUCCACAGAAUUUGUUGCUUUGGUUCUGGACUUCUGCAUUUAUCACCGGCUUUUAUUGUGCGAUCCUCUGGGCUUCACAGCGGAGCGCUUCCAGUGUAAAUCAGGACUGGAACAAAUGGCAGGGUAGGGCAGGGCAGAGUGAAGAUGGGUGCUGUGUAAAUGUUGGGGUAAUACCAGAGAACCCAAAAUGGAUCCUUGGGGCACCCAAUAAGUAAGUGCGGCUGCAGAGGAGGAACAUUUCUCUAACUAAAGCAGCUGAUUAUGUUCUGCUCAGAUUAAAAAAUAAACACUUUGUCCAUGUAGUCACAAGAACAGAGACCGGAAAAACUUAGAUCUUAAUGCCUUUACCUGUAACAGUCUAAGUCUGGAUGACUUUAUCCUAAUUUUGCCUCACUGUUUUUCACAACGUUGCUAUAAUUCUGGUUUGCAAUUUGAGGUUUGCAAACAAUCAUUUCUACUUGUAGGGUCCUACCACAGCUUUUUAAUCAGCUUGAGGUUUGGACCUUGAUAUGUAUGCUUUUCAGCCAUUCCUCUUUAGGUUUGCUGCUGUGUUUGGCAUCAGUGUCCUGUUGACAGUUACUGUUGAUGACGCAGUUUGGUCCAAGCUUCAGCUGUCAGACAGAUGGCCUCACAUUCAUUACUGGUCAAAAAUGUUACAUACACUGUCUCACUUAAUGGGUUUCUAUAUUUUCAUGACUAUUUACAUUGUAGAUUUUCACCAACUAUGAAUGAACACAUGGAAUUAUAUAGUAAACAAAAUGUGUGAAAUAACAUUUUUAUUUUCAAGAUUCUUCCAAAUAGCCCCCCUUUUCUUCGAUUACUUCAAUUACUGCUUUGCUUUCUUGGCGUUCUCUCCUUGAGUUUGAUGAGGUGGUCGACUGAAAUGGUUUUCCAAACAGUCUUGAAAGAACUUCCCAGAGGUUCAUCGAGAGACGGCCAAAGGUUAAUACUUCAGUCAUCACAGCAAAGGGCGACUACUUUAACGAAUC
Molecule: messenger RNA, 3905 nt
Organism: Girardinichthys multiradiatus
Lineage: Eukaryota; Metazoa; Chordata; Actinopteri; Cyprinodontiformes; Goodeidae
Gene: dusp3a
Product: dual specificity phosphatase 3a
Exons: 3
Coding region: 186-851 (221 amino acids)
Biological process (GO): negative regulation of MAPK cascade; protein dephosphorylation
Cellular component (GO): cytoplasm
Molecular function (GO): MAP kinase phosphatase activity; protein tyrosine/serine/threonine phosphatase activity
Source: RefSeq, a predicted model, not a curated record